Molecule: messenger RNA, 1182 nt
Organism: Gastrolobium bilobum
Lineage: Eukaryota; Viridiplantae; Streptophyta; Magnoliopsida; Fabales; Fabaceae
Exons: 3
Coding region: 70-1023 (317 amino acids)
Molecular function (GO): hydrolase activity
Source: RefSeq, a predicted model, not a curated record
UAUAACAAGGUUGGCAAGGGGGUGUAGUUACAAAAUAUCGAAGUUGAAAGUUAAGAGGCUGGAAAAAAAAUGGAGAAUAUAGAGCAUACAAUGGUGAGCACGAAUGGAAUAGAAAUGCACGUGGCAUCAAUUGGGUCCGGCCCAGUGAUACUAUUCCUCCAUGGUUUCCCUGAGCUUUGGUAUUCUUGGCGUCAUCAGCUUCUGUCACUCUCCGCCCUCGGCUACCGCGCCAUCGCCCCUGACCUCCGCGGCUACGGCGACAGCGACGCGCCGGCCUCUGCUUCUUCGUACACGGCCCUACACAUCGUAGGUGACCUCGUGGGACUCCUCGAUGCUCUGGGUAUUGAGCAAGUGUUUUUGGUGGGCCAUGACUGGGGAGCUGUUAUGGCCUGGUAUUUCUGCUUGUUAAGGCCUGAUCGUGUUAAGGCCUUGGUCAACAUGAGUGUGGUUUUCUACCCCAGGAACCCUAAGAGAAAGCCCAUAGAGAGCUUGAGGUCUUUGAUGGGUGAUGAUUACUAUAUCUGCAGGUUUCAGAAACCUGGGGAGGCUGAAGAAGAGUUUGCCCGUGCUGGUACAGUUAGAAUAAUAAAGACAUUUCUUGCAUCUCGCGAUCCUCGUCCACCUUGUGUGCCUAAGGAGAUAGGAUUUGGGGGUUCACGUAACACUCCUACUACUUUACCUUCGUGGCUGUCUGAAGAAGAUGUCAAUUAUUAUGCCAGCAAAUUUAACAAGAAAGGCUUCACUGGUGGGUUAAACUACUAUCGCGCUCUGGACCAAACCUGGGAGCUCACUGCACCGUGGACUGGAGUACAGAUCAAAGUACCGGUCAAGUUUAUUGUGGGAGACCUGGACAUUACAUACAACACUCCAGGUGCAAAGGAUUAUAUGCAUAAUGGUGGCUUUAAGAGAGUAGUGCCAUACUUGCAAGAAAUGGUUGUGAUGGAAGGAGUAGCUCACUUUCUAAAUCAGGAAAGACCAGAAGAGAUCAGCGCGCACAUAUACGAUUUCAUCAAGAAGUUUUAACCUACAUUAUACUUCAGAAGUAGAAUACAAGUCAUGAAUAAUUUCUACUUUGGAUUGCAAUGUUCUAUACGCUUUUAUGAGUGUCAAGUCUGCACAAUCUCUGGCGUAAAAGCAAGGAUUUCUUUGGCUUAAUUUGGCUUUUAUAAGAAGCAAACUUAA